This is a messenger RNA of Eupeodes corollae, 3065 nucleotides long. RefSeq names its product sushi, von Willebrand factor type A, EGF and pentraxin domain-containing protein 1-like. The annotation marks the transcript as partial. Lineage: Eukaryota; Metazoa; Arthropoda; Insecta; Diptera; Syrphidae. The transcript has 8 exons. The record is from RefSeq and is a predicted model, not a curated record.
UUGCAUGUUCAUCUAUCACCAGCAAGUUGUAAAGUUCCCAGAUUGGAAAAUGGUAGAGUAAUAUACAAUGAAUCGAACGGUGGCCAGUUGUUAUCAAAAAAAGAAGUUGAAUCCAAUCAAUAUGUAACUGUGGAAUGUGAGCGUGGGUUUAAUAUUCAGGGACCUUCACUUUUGCAUUGUUUUAGAGGAAAAUGGUCCGUCAGUAACUUUCCAAUUUGUAUUUCCUCGCCAUGUGUACUGCCGUACUCUGAUGUCAUAUUUUAUGAGGGAGGCUAUCGGGCCGGUUUGACAAUAGCUCACGAGAGUGAAAUAACCGCUCAUUGCAUAUCAAAGGUAAACAAAACAAUUUUGGUAACAUGCUAUCGAGGAAAAACUUGGCCCACAACCUUUAAUUGUUCAAAUCGUCUAAGAAAAUCAUCUGAUCAAUAUCCAAGCAAAGAUAAAUCUAUUGAAAGUUCAGAAAAAUCCCAACCGCCCUUGGAUAGUUUAAGCAAAACUAGCUUGAUCAAAAAUGAUAUUGUUGCGGACGUUCCUAGAAAAGCAAGAUAUUGUGGGCCUCCAAAUAAAGUAGAAGGAGCACUUGUUUAUAAGAACAAUGAAGAACCCGAAAACGAUGAAGGAUAUCCCAACGGUACGGAAAUAUUUUUUAACUGCAUUGCUAGUGUUUCGAAUGAAAGAAAUACUUGGAAAAUCAUUUGCGAAAAUGGUAAUUGGAUUGGACGUUCUUACAGCUGUGCAAAUGGAACAUGCCUCUUUCACAAUAAUGAACGGAACGUUGUAAGUUUUUAUAAUGAUUUGGAAAUAAGAGAAGACAUAGUUGAGUUUCCACCUGGUGCAACAAUAAUAUCAAGAUGUGCCGACAUUGGAAAAUAUGCAAUGGUGGGAAAUAAGGAAAGAACUUGUAUACAUUCUGAAUGGACAACAAAUCAGCCAACAUGCUUUGGAUUGAACCAGGAAAACGAUUAUGCAAUGGAAAAACCCCCAACUAUAUUAUUCCGCCACCAAAACGGACCAAUUGCACAAAGUAACGAUGGAAAACUUAUAGUUUAUCCUGGAACUACCCUGCACAUGGAGUGCCUUUGGAUGAGGAGGUUUGGAAAUCCCAAAUGGAAUGUAAGCAAUUCAUUUAGGACUUAUCCUGAAGGUUGGGUUACGGAUGCUGAUGAAGGUCGUGAUUCUAGCUUGGAGUACAGGCUAAGUAUCAUAGAAGCAACAGAAGGAGAUUCCGGAAUUUUUACAUGCCAAACUCCAGCUCGACACGAGCAUUCAAUUGAAGUGGUAGUCAAAAUAAUAUCAUGUCCUGCUAUUCCUGUGCGACGCGGAUUGAUUAUAAAUAUAAAUGACACGAAAAUGGGUUCCAGAGUAAAUCUUUCAUGUGCAAAUGGAAACUCCUUGAUUGGAGCUUCAGAAAUAAUUUGUCUUCCUAGCGGUAACUGGAGUGCUCCUCUGCCAGUUUGUGAGAGCAUUGAAUGCGGGGAUAUUAACAUGCAUAUAGAAAAUAAAAGUACUCCACGUGUUGCAGUUUUAUCCAGAGAAGUUGGAGGCAGAGCUUCAUUUUCUUGUUCAUCAGGGUAUGGACUACGAGGCCCAAUUGAAUCUAUUUGCUUGCCCACGGGUGAAUGGGCACUUCCUUUUCCAACAUGUGUCGAAGUUCAGUGUGAUGAUCCCGGUGCCCCGGAAAAUGGUUAUGCCCAAGGUUCAGCACCUUAUAGAGCAGGUGACGUAGUACAGCUUAAUUGUAAUCCAGAGUUCAUGAUGCAAGGGCAACCAAUAAUUGCAUGUCAGGACAGUGGAAGAUGGUCUGGUGGACUACCGAAAUGUGUCCAGGCAUGUUCGUAUCCUGGUACUGUCAUAAGUGGACGCAUGUCUUCAGUUAAAUUCUACUAUACCAUUGGGGAAAGUAUAACAUUUUCUUGUGACGUUGGAUUAGAGCUUCGAGGAGCAACUAUGGUUAAGUGUUUAAAGAAUGGAAAAUGGUCUAAUGCAAUCCCAACGUGUAUUAGUUUGGAAACUGUCAAUAAAAGCCGAAUGCUUUCGAAGGAUUAGUGAUGAUACAACCACACGUUUUAAGUCUUAUAACUUUUGAGGUUUUGUGAAAAAAAGUUAAGUAAUCGUACUGAAGAAGCAAGUUUUAUUCCACUUUUAAUAAGAAAGGAAGAUCACAAUGUGCUUUAAAGCAAAAGAUAUGACAUUAUAUCAAAAUACUUUUUUCCAGCAUAAAAUGAUAAAAUUAUUAGGAAUAGGGAACAUAGUUUUGAAUAUUAUAAUAUCGAUUCAACUAAAAUGUAAGAAUAAGACUCUGUUUUAAUAGGGAUAGUUGUUAUAUCUUAACUAAAAGUCAAGUCUUCUUCAUUGAAACAGCUAUGUAGUUUUAUAUAGAGACUGUUGUGUUAUUAAAAUAAAAUAUUGCCGGCUUCUGCUUUUAAGUUGGAAUUGCAGUUCUAUUUUUGGUUGGUAUCUUUAAGGUCAAUAUCUGUAUUAUUUGGUAAUUUUUGGUUUCAACCGAUUGGUUUUACAACGCUGUCAAAAUUCUUUAAUUGAAUUUUCAAAUGCAGUAAAAUUUCAAAUCAAUUCUAAUUGUUCAUUUAAUUAAAACUAUUAAUUUCUUUAAAACCGAUGUUCAAUUCGUUAAGACUAAUUAUUAAUUUGUCAUGUUUUUGGAAUAUUAAAUAAUAAAUCAGAUUAAAUAUAUUGACAGUAAAAAUUAUUAAAACCUGCAGUGUCUAUGACCAUAUGCAAUCUGUUAAAUAACUCAAGUUAGAUGAUAUCACAUGUGAUAAGUUAAAACUUCCUUAAAACUAUAUCAGUUUAUGUUUCAAUUAUUAUAUGUUAAAUUAUAAUGUUAAGCUACAAUGUUAAAACCCGGUGUUGUAUCUUAGAACAAACGGUCGGCAAUGUACAAUAAUACUUUUACUGAAUUGAAAUAUCUUUACAAAUUAUUAUAAAGCUGUUAAAAAAUAUUGUAAAAUUGAUACAAAUUUGUGUGUUACUUCCAUAUCAUAUGACAUUUAUUUAAUCUUUAUAAUGAACCGUUACUUAAACUUAAUAAAAAUCAAAUGUAAAGA